Messenger RNA from Miscanthus lutarioriparius, 312 nucleotides. NCBI's taxonomy places the organism in Eukaryota, Viridiplantae, Streptophyta, Magnoliopsida, Poales, Poaceae. The record is from the annotation of a GenBank genome assembly.
AUGUUGGUGAGGCACGGGAAGGUGGGUGAGGAGAAGGUCACCGAGGUCAGGUGGUUCCUCGACUCCAGUGCGGUGCCCGGCGUGCCUGCUGGACCACCCAAGUCGUCGGCUACUGCUAGGAGGGAGUCCUUUGCGAAGAGGGCGGGGUUGGCCACGAACCCCAUGGGGAGGAAGCUGUUUGAGGUGAGGGAGGCGAAGCAGAGCAACUUGUGUGUUGCGGCGGAUGUUGGGACAGCAAAAGAGCUACUUGAGCUUGCUGACGAGUGUGUUAAUUUGUUUGCUCCAUUUGUGUUGGUUGGUCCAGAGAUUUGA